Thamnophis sirtalis is the source of this 2663-nucleotide messenger RNA. Lineage: Eukaryota; Metazoa; Chordata; Lepidosauria; Squamata; Natricidae. The record is from RefSeq and is a predicted model, not a curated record.
UGCAUCUCCUCCAAAGCCAGGAUGGAGGCUCCAGUGUGCCUGAUUGAGAACAGGAAAAAUCGCCUCCAUGUUUCUCCGGAGGCCCUUCGGUUGCUCUCAGAAAUCUGGCAGCCGGUGGUGGUGGUGUCCAUCGUGGGACUGUAUCGCACGGGCAAGUCCUACCUGAUGAACAAGCUGGCUGGCAAAAAUUCAGAUUUAGUAGACAAACUAUCUGAGGGCUUGGAGGAGAACAUCAACAACGGAAGCUACUCCCGAGCUGGUGGCCACCAGGAAUUUCUUAAUGACCUCCAAAAAGUGGAGAAACAAUACUUUGAGACACCCAGGAAAGGAAUAAUGGUAACAUAUAAAUGGGUGUGGUGGCUCAGUGGUUCAAAAUGUCAGCUGGAAAAGUUUGAGAUCUGCGCUCCGCACUACGGAUGUCUGGCUAAUUGUCCAACAAUCUGUACUAUUUUUAUCCAUGCAGUGUUGGCAAAGCUAGUCAAGGCCUAUGUGGAUACUAUCUCCAGUGGGAACAUUCCCUGCCUGGAGAAUGAAGUUUUGGGCUUGGCAGAGAUUGAGAACAGGGCAGCCGUGCAGGAAGCUGUUGCUCACUAUGCGCAACUGAUGGAGCAAAGUAUGGAGCUACCCACUGAGACUAAAACUGUGGAUAGCAAAAAGGAAGAGUACUGCAGGAAAAAUGAGCUGAAAUCUUCUGAAAUCUGUUCAGCUUUAUUGAGCUCACUCUCUGAGAACCUGGAGCAGAACAUCAAGAAUGGAAGCUACUCCCGAUCUGGUGGCCACCAGGAAUUUGUAAAUGACCUCCAAAAAGUGGAGAAACAAUUUUUGGAGACACCUAAGAAAGGAAUAAUGGUACAAAAUGAUGAAGGUUGCUAAAUUAAUACUCAUUUUGUCGCUCUCAUUUUGAGAACCAGGCCAUCCCCCAGGGAGACUGUUGGUUUACUUUGAAUUGAUUUAUUUUGGCAAAACUUCUUCCUCAUUCUAUACCGCUCCAGAUUAUUCUCUUUUCCCGCUUCAAUCAGGCAGGGAAAAACCUGAAAGAAUUCUGCCAGAGCAAGAAAAACUUCAGCAAAACCAUCCUUCAAAGUGACGUGGGCCUUCAAGAGAAAGAGAAGGAAAUAGAAGCUAAAUGUGUGAACAAGCUGUCAGAUGAUGCUGGGAUGUUGGUUCUGCUUUGAAGGUGGGAAAAGACCUAUUUAUCCUUAAACCCAGCACUCCUCAGGAAAAGUCACAUGUGCAAAGUGCAUGUACACAGGACAUCCCUGAGCGAAGCAGCAGUAGCAGCAGCAGGAACCCACCCCUGAUCAGGAUGGAAGCACAAACACAAAUGGCAUAUAACUGAGCAUGUUGCCCAGCAAAGCUCAUGUUAUAUCAGUAGAGGAUUAAGUAGGAAAUAUCAGUGCAGCCCCACAUAAAGUGCGAGGUUACAUCCUCACUAAAAGUGAUUGAUCCUCAUUGCUCCUGCCUCUCCUCUGCCCUGCAUGUCCUUGGAUCAGGGUAUGUGUGGACUACUCCUUCCCCUUGCCUCCUCCUCUCUAACAGCUAGCAGCUGCUCCUGCUCCUCUCCUGGAGUCUCCUGGGCAACUUGCUGCAGUUGCAGUUUGUCCCACUUGGCCUCAGCCCUCACUCGUCCCAUCGAUCCAGCUGAGGAUGCUCUGUCAGAUGAGCAGUCUUUGAGUCCCAAUCCAGGUCAUCGCGCAGCUGCAUGAUUUCCUCUGCUGCCACAGACUCUUCCUCCUCCUCCUCCGAACUCGUGUCCAGAAAGGGCUUCGGGGGCAGAUCCAUGACAGUGUGAGGAACAAGCAGGGUUCACUUGAAAUCCAUGCAUAGCAUUGUUGCCAUUUUCAAAAAGCUGGUGGACUGAAAUCCAUGAAUGAAAUAUGCAACUAGAGGGAUUUACUUUGUUUUACAGAAACAGACCUAAUAAAAAAGGUGGUAGAGUUGCAUGAUAUAUUAAAAAAUAAUGACACCUCUACAGAAAUACAGCAGAACCAUGAUGCUAUGGCUGCCCAUGAGCAGUCCCUGUUGGCUGUGGGGGCCUGGAUGGGGGACAACAGUCUUCAAUGGAAACCUGGCAAGACCGAGUGGCUUUGGGCAUAUAGAACUUCAACUUCUGGGACUUUGACCAAACUCUUUAGUUCUGGCACUACCCCAGACAGAUUCAGUUUGCAACUUGGAGGUACUGGACUUGUAACUCCUGGUCAAGAGCAUUUGCUAGGACACCCUUCGGACAAUCUUGGGUUGUCUUCCAGUUGCAUUCUUUCCUGGACCAAGAGUCCCUGGGCUCAGUCAUUCAAGCUCUGGUCAUCUCGUGUCUGGACUACUGCAAUGCACUCUACCUAGGGCUACCCUUCAGGAGCAUUCAGAAGCUACAACUGGUGCAGAAUGCAGCAACGGGGGCAGUUUUGGGGAUCCUCUAGCAAGGCCCAUGUUACACCAUUGUUGUAUUCAUGCAUACCAUUUGAUAUUUUGCAGAAUCUGCAAUAACAAAGCUUUAUAUUCUCUUCAAUGAAGCCAGGUCUUUUUCUUAUUCUACGCCCAUGCUUGGGAGGUUUGGGGGUCAAAUUUAUAUCAAACAAAUCCCCUUCUGAGGUUGCCAUACAGGGUUUGUUGCAUUCUGGUGGCAGGGGUCUUGUGUCAGAGCAUUCGAUGCUGGCUUUUAGCAA